CCGCACCGGAAUAGUAGGAUUUCCAGAGGGAGAGACAGAAACAAACGGAGAGGCAGAGAAACCCUUUCCACGCAGAUUCAUCCGGUCCGGUUCGGUUCGCUUCGGUUCAGACCACGCGGGCGCGGGCGCGGGAGAGAUGAGCGCGUCGGAGGAGGACGCGGCGCCCGCUGCGGCGGAUGGGGGAUCCGGAGGCGGGAGCAGCGGCGCGGGGUCGUCGGAAGGGGGCGCGCGGCGCCGGUUCGACGACAAGGGCCUCGUCGCCCGCACCUCGCUCAUCCUGUGGCACACGCACCAGAACGACGUCGGCGCCGUGCGGAAGCUGCUGGAGGAGGACGCCGCGCUCGUCAACGCCCGGGACUACGACAGCCGCACGCCGCUCCACGUCGCCGCGCUCCACGGCUGGCACGACGUCGCCGAGUGCCUCAUCGCCAACGGCGCCGAUGUCAACGCCCAAGACCGCUGGCAGAACACGCCACUAGCUGAUGCGGAGGGCGCAAAGAGGCAGUCCAUGAUUGAGCUGCUCAAGGAGCACGGUGGAUUGACAUAUGGGAAAACUGGAAGCCAUUUUGAACCAAAGACGAUUCCACCACCUCUAACAAAUAAGGCUGACUGGGAGAUUAAUCCACUUGAAUUGGACUUCACAAAAGCACUCGUUAUCGGAAAGGGCUCUUUCGGUGAAAUUCUGAAAGCAAAUUGGCGAGGAACACCUAUUGCUGUCAAGCGCAUUCUUCCAUCCUUAUCUGAUGACAGGCUGGUGAUCCAAGACUUUAAGCAUGAAGUCAACUUGCUAAUAAAGCUGAGGCAUCCAAAUAUUGUCCAGUUCCUUGGAGCAGUUACAGAAACUAAGCCUCUAAUGCUAAUUACUGAGUUUCUACGAGGAGGCGAUCUUCAUCAAUAUCUGAAGGAAAAAGGUGCACUCAACCCACUUACUGCUGUUAGUUUUGCGCUGGAUAUUGCAAGAGGAAUGGCAUAUCUUCACAAUGAGCCUAAUGUUGUGAUUCACCGAGAUUUAAAACCAAGAAAUAUUCUUCUGGUGAAUUCUGCUGCCAACCACUUAAAGGUUGGAGAUUUCGGCCUUAGCAAGAUCAUCAGAGCGCAGCAUGCGAAUGAUGUAUACAAGAUGACUGGAGAGACAGGAAGCUAUCGGUACAUGGCCCCUGAAGUUUUCAAGCACCGGAAAUAUGACAAGAAAGUUGAUAUCUUCUCUUUUGCCAUGAUUCUAUAUGAGAUGAUGGAAGGUGAUCCACCCUUCUCCAGCUACGAACCUUAUGAGGCUGCUAAGUACGUGGCAGAUGGGCAUCGCCCCAUUUUCCGUAAAAGUCAUACCAAUGAGUUGAAGGAUUUGGUUGAGCUAUGUUGGUCUGGGGAUAUCAGUCUGAGACCAUCUUUCUUGGAGAUCCUCAAGAGGCUUGAGAAGCUUAAGGAGCAUUAUUCGCAUGAGAACCACUGGCAUUUGUUCCAGUAGCAGUGCUUAUAUAUAAUUAUAUAUUCUUUACUACAACUGGUGUCUUGAAUGGGGUUUUCUCGGGAGAUCUGACAUUGAUGAAUGUACAAAAUUAGCUGCCUCGAGAAAGGUCCACUGAGACUGCAAAAAUUUUCUUGCUGUUUUACGUCGAUGAUUCUGCUAAACAAAACAGAAGCUUUGUUUGUACCACAUCCUCUGCAACUUUGUCUUUAGGUUUUCUCGUUAGUUGAUUCUCUCCGUGAAUUAUGAAAAAUCUUGAGCUAUUAGACCAUAGUUCUGCAGCAUAUAGGUUGAUACGGGGGGUUCAUAGAUCAGAUGGUUUCCUUUUUCUAUUCUUUUCUGUUGCCAGGAUCUUUAUAUGCUUAUUAUUGAGAACUGUCUCAUUGGCAAUGGGAAGUAAAUUUACCGUGCAUAUUCUGUAAGUGUUACUUGUCAAAGAAGUUACUGUAAAUUUUAUACAGAGAAAUAUUUGCGGAUUACAAAUUU
This is a messenger RNA of Sorghum bicolor (sorghum), 1951 nucleotides long. RefSeq names its product serine/threonine-protein kinase STY8. Gene Ontology annotation, biological process: protein phosphorylation. Lineage: Eukaryota; Viridiplantae; Streptophyta; Magnoliopsida; Poales; Poaceae. Gene Ontology annotation, molecular function: protein binding; ATP binding; protein kinase activity. The coding region runs from base 137 to 1465 and encodes 442 amino acids. The transcript is spliced from 11 exons. The record is from RefSeq and is a predicted model, not a curated record.